Molecule: messenger RNA, 629 nt
Organism: Arachis ipaensis
Lineage: Eukaryota; Viridiplantae; Streptophyta; Magnoliopsida; Fabales; Fabaceae
Source: RefSeq, a predicted model, not a curated record
AAAUUUAUUCAGAUAAAGCAUAAUGAUGGAACUUUCGUAUUAUAACUCUCUUCUUCUUCUCUUCGUUGUUUUCAUCACUUGUUACAAGCUAUUCACAAAGAGAUUCAAAAACUUACCACCAUCUCCACCGCCUCUUCCUCUAAUCGGUAACCUCCACCACCUGAAACCACCCGCCUUAUCACAAAAAUACGGUCCCAUUUUCUCGUUCCGCUUCGGUUCCCAACUCUCCAUGGUCAUUUCCUCCGCCUCCUUAGCCGAAGAAUGUUUUACCAAAAACGACAUCGUCCUCGCGAACCGUUUCCGUUCCCCCAAGACCAAGCACCUAACCUACAACAACACCGUGGUGAUAACUUCGCCGUACGGCGACCACUGGCUCAACCUCUGCCGCAUCUGCUUCCUAGAGAUCCUCUCCACUCAGCGUCUCAACUCUUUUAUGGGAAUCCGAAGGGACGAAACGGCGAGGUUGAUCCGGAGCUUGAGUCAGGGGUUAGGCGAGGGUUUCACGAGAGUUGAAGUGAGAUUGAAAUUGAUGAGUGACGGUAAGAGUUGAGAGUAAGAGAGUCCCGAUCGAAGCUUUUGGCCAAGUUUGAGGGUUAUUGGGUUGGGGCCUGGGUUAUUAGGGUUUUUUA